GGACCACUGAGAAGGCACAGUGGAAACAUCUCUGCCCAACGCUCUAGCAAACAUCCACCAGGCGUUUGAAAUCCUCCCAGGGAAACCAUGCGUUCAGCAUAAUGUUCGCUGACGUUGCAAUUCAGAAGUUUUCGUUUCCUUUCACCCGUGCUGUAAAGCUUUCUUCAGAGGAGACGGUGACUCAGAAAGGAUGCACACUAGUGAAAUCCUCAGAGCUCCGUGAACUCAAAGACAGUCCAACUGUAAACAAACACAGCCGUGCUACUGCUUCACGUGCACUUGUGCACAAUGACAACCAGAAGCAGGACAGCACAAAGCUUCUGCCCGGGGCAGACAUGGCUGCAGGCCUGGUCUCGGUCUGCGAUAACGCCUCUCAGUGUGCCGUGGUUUCCAGACAGAGCAUCUGUAUGAGUGUCAAAGAGGAGAGUGAAGACCAGCGUCCAGCAGCAAAGAGGCAGCUGUCAUCUGAGAGUGCAGCAAGGAGCAUCACCACAGUGAAGAAGAGUGCUGUGAGGAAGGAGGUGGAUCAGCCUAGACAGGCGCGUUCAAGAGUCCAACCCACUCCAUGUGCCGGCAAAAGGAAGCACAGAAAGGAUCUCUUCAGCAGCUCAGAGGUCUUCCACAGGAUUGACUCACAUGUCAUCCGGACAGGAUUGGAGCUGAAAGGAAAGCACGUGUAUGAUGUGAAGACCAUCGUGCACAACAUCACACGUGAAAGCAGAGAUGAGCUGGAGAGGCUACGGGCCAUCUGGGUCUGGCUGUGCCACAACAUCGAGUACGACGUGAGCGGAUACCUCGGCCGCUCUGAGAGGCUGAGCUCCCUGGAGGAGGUGAUCGCUGCAGGACGCGGCGUUUGCUGCAGCUACUCCAAUCUCUGCACAGAGAUGUGCAGAGAAUUGGGCAUCGAGUGCCAGGAAGUGCCGGGACACAGUAAAGGUGUGGGCUACCGGCCCGGCCAGAGCCUCAGGCAGGUUAAAUCGGAUCACCUGUGGAACGCUGUGUUCCUGGGAGGACAGUGGUUGCUCCUGGAUGCCUGCUGGGGGGCUGGAAGAGUAGAUAUGGAACAUGAAAGCUUUGUCAGAAGGUUUGAUGAUUUUUACUUCCUGACGGAUCCAGAGGAAUUCAUCGAUUCCCAUUUCCCAGAUGAGGAGAAAUGGCAGCUGCUGGACACGCCCAUCACCCUGGAGGAGUUUGAGAGGAGGGUCUUUAAGACGUCAGCCUUCUUCACCUUGGGGCUAAAGCUGAUCAAUCCUCAUCACUUUCACAUUGUUACAGAUGACGGCGAGGCAAACGUGUCCAUUGGUUUCUCCAGGCCGACAACCUUUACCUAUGAGGUCAUGCAGCACAGGGACCUCCUCCACUGUGGAGUUCUGGAACAAAAAGAGUCCAGUAGCUCCUCCUUUGGCAUUCUCACAGUCUCCCAUCGGAGCAUGAACCUGCAGCUCCUGCCACCUGCAACUGGAAGCUACGACUGUAAAGUCUUUGCACGAGUGGAAAAAGCUAGCGGCCCUCUGGUGUGGGUUUGCUCCUUCACAGUGGAGUGUCCGGCUCCAAGAGCCAUGGAGGUGAUCCCAGAGAACCCCUACCUGUCUUGGGGAAUGCAGCCUGUUGCAGCUUCGCUGGGUGUGGCCGGCUGCAGUCAGAGCGCUGAGGUUGCUGAGGUGGAUAAAGGCGUCUUUGACCUGGUGUUGAAGAGCUCCCGGCCUCUGAUGCUGCUGUGUGAACUGGUCCAUCCACAGAUGGAAGCUGCUAUAGCCAAGCGCUGCCUGGCAACACAGAUCCAACCGGACAGUCUUCUCUGUCAUGUCUUGUGCCCCUUCCCUGGUUUCUACCGGCUCUCUGUGUUUGUUCGGGACUAUGAGAAGUCAGACAUGAAAUUCCAGAAUGCUGCAAACUUCCUGCUGCAUUGCAAAGGGAAGGUUUGCCACCUGGAUGAGCUGUUUCCCUCUAACCUGGGCUCAGCAUGCGGGCCUGGAACCCGCACUGCUGAGGCGGGGCUGUCCAAGUUCAGCCAUAAUGCUUCUGUGGUGAGCAUCCAGCAAGGGAAGUGCAACAUCACCUUCCACAACCAGAGGGACCUGGAGCUGCACUGCACGCUCAGCAGAGAGGAGAGCAAAGCUCCAGCGCUUCCGCUCUCUCGUCACUUGUUGUGCACGUACACGGACUCCAAAGUGACAGUGAGCAUCAGCCUGCCUGAGGUGGGGGUGUACCGGCUGGGCCUCUAUGCUCGCAUCGGUCCCGGUGGAGAGUUCAGCCCCAUGUGUGACUUUGUUCUGAGGAACAGCUGUGCGCUGGCGGGCCUGCCGUUCCCCUGCAUCUACUCGGCGUGGAGGAAAGGCUGCGUUCUCUUCGAGCCCCGCUCAGGCCUGCUCGAUCCGCUCUCCAGGGUCCACUUCAGGGUGCGAGUUCCCGGAGCCCUGAGGGUAAGUGUGGUGGGAGAGACAAGAACUGAUCUGACACUGAACAAAAGCAGAGUCUGGGAGGGGGAGGCUUUCACUGGAGAUGCCCUGCAGCAGUUGAAACUGGCAGCCUCUUUCGGAGAGUCGAGUGAUAUGGCUGUUUUGAUGACUUUUGACACAAAGCAGCUGGAGAGCAAAGACUGAAAUCAAACAGCCGCUUCAUGAAAGCUGCUGACAAGGACAGAUACGCAUCAGUCUGUGGUUUCAAGUUUCUGCAAAUAACUUAAACUGUGAGCUUUGGCAUUUCAGGUUUAUUUCAUUCAGCACUACAAAGGCAGAGCCAUGUUGAUGCAAACUGAGUGUAACUUAAAUUGAACAUGUUUGUCAAAUAUGAUCCAGGUUGUUCUGAGUACAAACCUGAUUUUUUGCUCUGGUGCUUAUAUGGAUCAUGGGUGCAUAAUGUAAAGAAAUGAAAAUAUGCAUUACAAAAGGAACGUUGUCCAAGGGCAUACAAUAAAAAUACUGUGAAGCCA
Molecule: messenger RNA, 2932 nt
Organism: Oryzias melastigma (Indian medaka)
Lineage: Eukaryota; Metazoa; Chordata; Actinopteri; Beloniformes; Adrianichthyidae
Gene: ky
Product: kyphoscoliosis peptidase
Exons: 7
Coding region: 102-2603 (833 amino acids)
Source: RefSeq, a predicted model, not a curated record